AAUUCGGUGAAAAAAUCUGCAAUGUGCUUUUUAAUUUUCGUCGCACACGUCUGCAAUUCUAUUAAAUUACGACUUUCUGUCGGGGAAAACCAAUUUAUUUGGUUUUGAUUACUUUGAAUAAGACAUGUUAGAAGAGUCGAAAAUACAGAUAUCGAAGUCUAGUAAGGGCGAAAUAAUUCAAGUGAAACGUGGAAGUAAAAUAACUUGCCUAUUAGACAUUUCAAGUAAGGAAGCCCUUAUCUCUGGAGAUCCUUUCAUAAAAUAAUACCCACCCAGAGAUCCUUUCAUACACAAUAACGGCUGUGUAUCAUUGGAAAAUUUUUGAUUUCAUACAAAAAAUAGUCAAGUUGUGCAAUAAUGUCGGUAUAUAGCGUGAAAACUGGACUGUCGUCCAUCCUCAAAGCAUACUCGCCAGCGGAACGUGAAAAGGCUAAAAAUAUUGCCAUCAAUAAAGUACGUUUUGAAAUGCCUAAACGUAAGGGUAUCUUGGAUGCUGUUGAAGCAGUUAAUGACCAUAACAACUUUCAACCAUUAAACGAAUUUGUAGCGUUUUUAAGGGAAACUGAAAUGAGCGAUUUAGAGUUUUUGAACGUAAUGUCAGACGCACGCAAAUUAAUAAAUGAUCUAAGCCCAAAAUUUACAAAUUUAGUAGAGGCUUUGAUUUCGGUUCCAUGGACUAAGAGAGAAGUAGCUGCAAUACAAGCUUAUACAGAAUUUUAUAUUGAUAUUAUGGUGGGACACAAUAAAUACGUUGAAUUUGGCAUACCAAAGUUAAUUUCUCUGUGGAUACCAGAUGAUGCAGACGCGGCACUCUGGCCGAAUGGUUCACCAAUCGAAAACGUUAAGACCGAAUUAGAGGCUGUGCAUAAAUUAUUAGAUCGCGUUCUUACUGCAAUCCCAAUGAGUUUUGAAGUUGUGUGGGAAGCCGUUGAAAAUAAAUUCCCAUAUAUCAAAAAGCCAUCGCAUGUUAUAGCUGGGUAUCUACACAGUGUGCUCUGGCUGAUUGAAUAUAAACCUAUUUUCACGGAAUUUGUGAUACAAUUGGCAUUCCGAAAAUUAGUAAUGCUGGAUGUUAACGCUCCUCGCAGUGAAAUCGAAGAAACAGAUUGCGAAGACGAAGAGUUGGAGGAAGAAAAUGAUAAGGAAAUUUUCGAAAUGGACGACUGUGCGAAGGAUGAAGAUAUGUUGCCCAUGAAGCAUCCAAUCGCACAUACACUCGAUAUUUGUAUGGAAAAAGUGUAUAAUUUUUUAGAUUCCAGAAGUCCCAAUUUACUCCAAACAACCGCGGAACAAAAACCACAACUGAACAAAUUUUGGAAAGUGCUACUGUCGGGGUUUGAUACCGUUAUAUUACCUUCACACAACACACACCACGUGCAGUUUUUGCUGUUUUAUUAUUGCAGUUUCAAGAAUGCCAUCGCAGAAGCUUUCCUUGCUUCACUUUGGGAAAAAAUUAAAAACCCUAAUGUGUCCGCCGUUAUACGGCAAGCUGCUGUAGGUUACAUAGCGAGCUUUUUGGCGCGCGCGAAGUUUGUGCCACUACCCGUCCUUAAAUUCUAUUUGAAGGAGCUAUGUGAUUGGGCGCAUCAGUACAUACAACGCUGUGAUCAGUAUCGUCAAAAUGGUUCUCUGAAAGCAAAUAUUGUAUUCUUCUCGCUGUGCCAAGCCGUUUUCUAUGUAAUAGCUUUUCGCAGUCGUGAUUUAACGGCUGAAAAAAAAAGCUUACUUUUCCUACAGUCACUACAGUUAUCAGCUAUAGUCACCUGUAACUUUAAUCCGUUACGCGUUUGUUUGCCAGCUGUGGCAACGGCAUUUGCAGGUGUUACGCGAGCUUAUCAGCUAGCCUAUUGCCAUGCGAUAUUGGAGCGAAAUGCACGACGAAAACUGGCGACAGUUUAUGCAAAUGACACGGCUACGCCAGAAGAAACACUCGACACCUUCUUUCCUUUUGAUCCGUAUUUGUUGAAAAUUUCUGAAAAGAAAAUAGCAGAUCAUUAUCUACAAUAUCAGGCCAGCGAGGCUGAAGAGGCGUCAGUAGUUGCGGCGCAUAGAUCUCCGCUGCAUCAGCGCAAGCGCGGAGACUCUGAAAUGUGCGACGACAUCGAUGACUUCAUAGUUGCCGACAAGCGACAGAAAACAAUAGAAUUGGCACGCAGUCAGGAGCGAGACGCUCAAUUUAAUUAUGGACUAUCGCCAGGUUUUCAUAUGUAAAUAUGAUAAAACUCGUUAUUUGAAGAAAAAAUCAUUAUUUUUUUUAGCUACUUGAAUUUUCGUUGGAAAUAGUUUGUAAUUACUUUAAAUAUGACUAGUUAUUUAUUAUCUCCUAAAAAAGUAUAUGUCAUGAGAUUUUUCGCAACGUACUAUGUGCAAAAUACAUAUGUACAUACACAUAUUUACUUAAUAUCACUUUCAUAGAAUAUUUCAAAGAUGGAAUAGUAUUUAAUUUAAGAUACAUUAGUUGUUUUACAUUGAAUUCAAAACAAAAUAUAAUUUUAUCUGUAGGAAAAC
Messenger RNA from Rhagoletis zephyria (snowberry fruit fly), 2508 nucleotides. RefSeq names its product RNA polymerase I-specific transcription initiation factor RRN3 homolog Tif-IA (gene Tif-IA). NCBI's taxonomy places the organism in Eukaryota, Metazoa, Arthropoda, Insecta, Diptera, Tephritidae. The record is from RefSeq and is a predicted model, not a curated record. Gene Ontology annotation, cellular component: nucleus. Gene Ontology annotation, biological process: transcription initiation at RNA polymerase I promoter. Gene Ontology annotation, molecular function: RNA polymerase I core binding; RNA polymerase I general transcription initiation factor activity.